GGCUUUGGUUCGAGUACUGUGAGUUACACGUCGUGAGGUUAUCCUUUUACCAAUUUCGUUGUGUUGCACGUGGUUGAUUACUUAUCCUUUAGGAUGGCUGAGCAAAUUGAAAGAGCUUUUCAAAAACAACCACAUUUGUGUUUAGUUAGCAAAACUCGCAGCAAGAAGAAGUCUUUGAGAAGAGUUAGAGAUGUUGGCUUAGGAUUCAAAACUCCUAGAGAAGCGUUGGAUGGUACCUACAUUGACAAAAAGUGCCCGUUCGUCGGUGAUAUUUCUAUCAGAGGAAGAAUAUUGACUGGAAUUGUUAGAAAAAUGAAGAUGCAGAGGACCAUUGUCAUCAGAAGAGAUUAUCUCCACUAUGUGAAGAAGUAUAAUCGUUUUGAAAAGCGUCACAAGAAUAUGUCAGUCCAUCUAUCACCUUGCUUCAGGGAUGUUGAAAUAGGCGAUAUUGUUACUAUUGGUGAGUGUCGACCAUUGAGCAAAACUGUGAGAUUUAAUGUUUUAAAGGUGUCCAAAGGCACAGGUACAAAAAAGUCUUUCAAGAAAUUUUAAAGAAUUAUUAAUAUUUUUUCUAAAAUGUUCACACCCCUAAUUUUUGUUCUCAGUGCCUUAAAUCACUAACAUGUUUGUUAGUGUCUUCAUUUAUUGUAAUUUUAACAAUUUUAUUUCUGUACUUCACUGUUAUAUGUAACAGAUUCAAUUUAAUUUAAUUGUAUUUCUUGACUAAUUUGUAUCUUCACUUUAAUACAAGACUUUUAUACU
This is a messenger RNA of Nezara viridula (southern green stink bug), 762 nucleotides long. Lineage: Eukaryota; Metazoa; Arthropoda; Insecta; Hemiptera; Pentatomidae. The record is from the annotation of a GenBank genome assembly.